AUGGAACUCUCAUCACCCGUUACUGAAAUUUUUAACGCGUCAAUCCAAGAGAGAGUCGUACCCGUUUCAUGGACAGUAGCAGAUGUAAUACCUAUUCGUAAAACAAAAAAUGAUCUACGCCCAAUAUCUCUGACACCAAUUCUCUCAAAAACCUUGGAACAUUUUGUCGCAGAGUGGAUUAUGUCACAGAUCAGACACCUCGUUGGCAGGAAACAAUUCGGAUCACUCGCCGGCUUAUCUACAACUCACGCUCUUCUAUCGUUUUUUCAUCAUCUGUAUGGAACUACCGACCAAUCUGACCAAUGCGUGCGUGUGCUGCUUCUGGAUUUUAGUAAAGCCUUCGACAGGAUUGAUCACCAUAUUCUUAUCAAGAAGAUGGAGGAAAUGGCCAUCGAUCCCGUUCUUAUCGCAUGGGUAAAACAGUUUCUUACUGGCAGGAAACAGCGAGUGAAGAUAGGUAAAUACACCUCAAGUUUAGAACCAGUGAACGGUGGGGUUCCACAAGGCACUGUCUUCGGCCCGAUUCUAUUUAUGAUUAUGAUAAACGAGUUGUUGGUUGAUUGGGAUGAUAGAUGGAAAUAUGUUGACGACUCGUCUGUUCCAGAAACCCUUUCUAGAAAUCAAGAUUCCGACUUUCAAACUAUUUUAGAAGGAAUUACGCAGUGGUGUUGUUUUUGGAAAAACAAUCCAAAUUUCCCUCCAAUGAUCGUUGACGAACAGCCCAUUGAAGUUGUGAAAUCCGCUAAACUCCUUGGCUUAAUUUUCAAGGACGACCUAAAGUGGAAUGACCACGUGGCUUACAUAGUGAAAAAUCCGCAAAACGCCUUUACAUGCUUAGACUCCUCAAGCGAGCUCGUUGUGA
This is a messenger RNA of Paramuricea clavata, 862 nucleotides long. NCBI's taxonomy places the organism in Eukaryota, Metazoa, Cnidaria, Anthozoa, Malacalcyonacea, Plexauridae. The record is from the annotation of a GenBank genome assembly.